This is a messenger RNA of Aspergillus aculeatus ATCC 16872, 1806 nucleotides long. Its product is annotated as eukaryotic translation initiation factor 3 subunit D. Gene Ontology annotation, molecular function: translation initiation factor activity. Gene Ontology annotation, cellular component: eukaryotic translation initiation factor 3 complex; cytoplasm. The transcript is spliced from 2 exons. The record is from RefSeq and is a predicted model, not a curated record. Bases 1 to 1806 code for a protein of 601 amino acids. Gene Ontology annotation, biological process: translational initiation. NCBI's taxonomy places the organism in Eukaryota, Fungi, Ascomycota, Eurotiomycetes, Eurotiales, Aspergillaceae.
AUGGCUCCCAUUUCCAUCGCCGACAUCGUCGCCGCCCUGCCGGCCGACGACACCUGGGGCCCCGCCUCCGCCGCCGACAACAUGCUCGACGGCGUCCCCUAUGCUCCUUUCUCCAAGGGUGACAAGCUGGGCCGCAUGGCCGACUGGACGGCCGAGUCCAAGGACCCCAACCGGGCCGGUCGUCAGGCUUACAACCGUAACUUCAGAGACCAGCAAGUCUACGGCGCCGGAUCCUCCAGCCUGUUCUCCGUGGCGGUCGCCGAAGACGAAUCCUCCUUCUCCGUGGUCGACAACACCCGCAGCUCGACGAAGCGCACCUUCGGCCGCGGCGGCGGCACGGUGUUCCGCGGCCGGGCCCAGCGCGGCGGCGCCCAGCGUGGCGGACGCGCGGGCUUCCAGCGCGUGGGUGGCGGUGGUGCCGGUGGCCGCGGGGGCGCCGGCGGGGACCGGUACUACGACAACCGCAGCGGCGGUCGGGGCAACCGGGGCCGUCGCUUCGGGUGGAAGGACUACGACAAGCCGCAGCGCACGCGCGAGGCGUCGGUGGCCGUGCGGCCCGACUGGACGAUGCUGGAGGAGGUGGACUUCAGCCGGCUGUCGAAGCUGAACAUGGAGGCGCCCGAGGGCGAGGAGGUCGACUCGUACGGAUUCAUGUACUACUACGACCGGUCGUACGACAAGGCGCCGGUCAAGAACGCGGAGCGCCGGCUGCAGGCGCUGGACCGCGCCGCGUACAACGUCACGACCUCGCAGGACCCCGUCAUCCAGGAGCUGGCCGAGAAGAACGAGGCGACGGUGUUCGCGUCCGCCGACAUCCUGUCCACGCUGAUGUGCGCGCCCCGCAGCGUCUACUCGUGGGACCUGGUCAUCGUCCACCAGGGCGGCAAGAUCUACUUCGACAAGCGCGAGGGCGCCUCCCUGGACCUGGUGACGGUCAACGAGAACGCCGCCGACGCCCCGCUGGAGCUGGCCGACUCGUCCGCCGCCACCGCCGCCGCCGCCAGCAAGCAGGAGGGCGCCGCCAUCAACACGCCCAGCGCCCUGGCGCUCGAGGCCACCUUCAUCAACCACAACUUCGCGCUGCAGACGGUGGUCGAGUCCGAGGACAGCAAGGUCGAGCUGGCGCACCCCAACCCCUUCUACAACGCCGCGGAGGAGACCGAGCCCCUGGCCUCCAAGGGCUACAAGUACCGGCGCUUCGACCUGUCGCUGGAGCGCGACGAGGGCCAGGAGCCCGUGCACAUGAUCGUGCGCACGGAGAUCGACGCCAUCAUGAAGAACCCCACCGGCGGCGAGGACCAGCAGCUGGUCGUCAAGGCCCUGAACGAGUUCGACAGCAAGGCCCAGGGCUCCGGCGGCGCCCUCGACUGGCGCUCCAAGCUCUGGUCCCAGCGCGGUGCCGUCGUCGCCACCGAGAUGAAGAACAACUCCUCCAAGCUCGCCCGCUGGACCACCCAGGCCAUCCUCGCCAAGGCCGACGCCAUGAAGCUCGGCUUCGUCUCCCGCGCCAACCCCCGCUCCGCCGCCGCCCACGUCGUUUUGGGAGUGGUCGGCUACAAGCCCCGCGACCUCGCCACCCAGAUGAACCUCAACCUCGGCAACGGCUGGGGCAUCGUCCGCACCAUCGUCGACCGCAUCCGCACCCUCGACGCCGAUGAGGACGACGACAAGGUCAAGAAGUACGUCCUCAUCAAGGACCCCAACCGCCCCGUCCUCCGUCUCUACAGCGUGCCCCCCACCACCUUCGAGGAGGAUGAGGAGGUCGCCGCCGAGGAGCAGGAGGCCGCCGAGGAGGAUGAGGAGUAG